CGGGAUCGCCUCAACUCCUUGUUGGUCCCCAAGGUUUCUUUAUCGCCCUGAGGACAACAAUUCACGCAAGCCUUUCUUUUCCCCAUCAUUGAUUAUUUGCACGUCGCCUAUCCGACACACCGACUCACUGCCUCUGCAGACGACGACAUUCGUUUGCAGUUGCUCGCACCCUUCGCCGACCUCUUUGCUCGCCAGCGUUCUGCUUUUGUCGGAAGGAGGCUAUUGAUUGGAGUAGGCGCAAACUCCAUCAUCCUUAUUCGAUAAUCCAUCAUCACCAUGAGCUCCUCAUUCAUCCCUCGCCGGCUCACUCAGCCCAAGACGCUUCUCGUCCUUGUCAUCGCCGUCAUCGUCAUCGGCUUCAUCUCAUUAAAAGGCGAACCAGACACCAGCAAUGUCGUUGUCCACCCUGGCGUCAGCGCCUCAGGCGAAAAACGUCGCUCAGAUCCUAACACCGCCGCGACGAAGAGCGGACCGACGCCAACAGAGGAUGGAAACAUCGACUACUGCGAGAUUCUACGGGAGCCGGUCCUUCUGAACCAGCGAAGCCACUGGGACAACUUCGCCGAGAACCCCAAGGGACGUCUCGAAACUCCCGACCGAAGCGAGGGCGAUAUCGGAAACUGGUACGGUACACUCGCCUACUUCUCCUCGAUUGACCAGCCCGACCUCGAGAGCCCCAACCGAUUCUUCACCUCCUGCGAGCUGGCCUGCGCUCGCAACGAGAACUGCAUUUCCUUUUUGUACGAACGCUACAUCACCGAGAUCGACAACCACAAGUACAUCGACAAGCACAAGGACCGCUGCUACUUGAACAGCCGCUUCCAAUACGGUAUCGAGCGUCUGCCGCAGGUUGACAAGAAGGAGAAGCCGGGCCCAGGUGAGAAAUGGAAUGGUCGCUCAUGGACUGCUGGAUGGCACCGUGAGCGAUCCGAGAAGUGGCUCAUCGAGACGCAAGGUUGCACUCGUCCCGUUCGCAAGCCAAGCCGCAAGGAGCGUGAGGCCGCUGAGGCUCGCGCUGCAGAGGAAGCUCGCCAGCGUGAGGAAGAGGAGGCCGCCGCUGCUGCUCGCGCUAAGCAGAUGGAGGAGCACAACAAGGCUGCCGGCGCUCCUCCGCCGGCCGAGGAGGAGAAGAAGGAAGAAUGAGGUGAAUAAUGACAUUGUGAGGUCCUCUGCGAUGCGCCCACGAUUCGAAAAUCGGUGCGUAGAUCAGCACCUCGAGUCGGUACCACCGAGGCUUCCGACACACAAACACGAGCUCUACAACCACGGCAUUGCAGGCAUCCUAGAGCUGCAUCCCCUCCGGUCGUCACCGCCAUGGCCAUCAUUCAUACAGCGAAAUAAAAGCUUUGGCAGCAGACGAAAGUGAUUGUGAACGGCGGCAUAGACAUCCAAGGCGUUGAAAUGGCGUGAAUCUCGACAGACUUUUGCACGCUGGAUCGAAAUCUUUCUCGAUCUAGACUACGAGCGGCGAGGCCAAGAUUGGGGGAGGUACAAUCCCAUGUAUUUAUUCUUUCUUCUUGAUUACUUUCUACUUCUUUUUUUUGGUACGGGCGAAUCAAAUUUACAAACUCCUUGACAUUUUCUUUUACACUCGCGUAUUCGCUACACC
Molecule: messenger RNA, 1609 nt
Organism: Dissoconium aciculare CBS 342.82
Lineage: Eukaryota; Fungi; Ascomycota; Dothideomycetes; Mycosphaerellales; Dissoconiaceae
Exons: 1
Coding region: 277-1143 (288 amino acids)
Source: RefSeq, a predicted model, not a curated record